AUGUCUAGGAAGGAUUGCGGAGGAGGAGACGCGACGAGGGGAAAACCAGAACGCGACCGAGGGGGAGGGGAGGGGAGAUCUGGUGGAGGGGCGGAAGAGUGGGAAAAGAGACGAGAACAGCGGGCUUGUCGUCAGUGGAGGCAGAUGGGAGGAGAUCUGCUCCCGAAACGGGUUGAUACCACCGGGGAACGGCGGGUAGUAGUAGUAGUAGUAGGUCGGCGAGGAUCACAGACUCAGAUUCCUAGCUGGAAAAAGGCCCUCGAAGCUUAUAUUAGUCCGGUAUGCUUGCGUUGUUCGUCAUCAGGCGGCCACAAUUUUGUAGCGUUCCAGAAUGCCACUAGCACGGACGGUUAUAUCCUCUUGAGGUCACUCGAACAACCCCAUGAAAGGAACCAAUUCAUACUUGAACGCGCGAGUCUGAAAAAAGAAGGACCGUCGCCAUCGAAGGGUAGCACUAUCAUCAUCUUCGAGACAUCUAGCUGCGUCCAAUGCUCAGUAGCGUACGUGGUUGGAAAUUGGAAUAGAAUCAGAGUGCUGGAUGCAUGCUGCAUUGGCAAAGGUAAAACGCCUACACAUCCAACCACAGCGGUCAAGAGCGGUGAUCAAGCUGCACUGUCGAGGGUCUCGAUCGGGUCAGGCCAUGUGUAUCACACCGGCUAG
Paecilomyces variotii is the source of this 660-nucleotide messenger RNA. RefSeq lists its product as hypothetical. The transcript has 4 exons. The record is from RefSeq and is a predicted model, not a curated record. Lineage: Eukaryota; Fungi; Ascomycota; Eurotiomycetes; Eurotiales; Thermoascaceae. Bases 1 to 660 code for a protein of 219 amino acids.